Messenger RNA from Macrobrachium nipponense, 1506 nucleotides. RefSeq lists its product as uncharacterized. The transcript is spliced from 4 exons. Gene Ontology annotation, biological process: protein peptidyl-prolyl isomerization. The coding region runs from base 613 to 1347 and encodes 244 amino acids. Lineage: Eukaryota; Metazoa; Arthropoda; Malacostraca; Decapoda; Palaemonidae. The record is from RefSeq and is a predicted model, not a curated record. Gene Ontology annotation, molecular function: peptidyl-prolyl cis-trans isomerase activity.
CCUGCGUUAAAGUUAUCGUUCCACAACGUGUUGAAACCAAUCGAUAUAUUAUUACCUGCAACAGAUGUCCGACGCAGGUGUGGCAGUGUGGUAAUGCGGGUUGUGAGGGAGGAGGCGUUGGGCUAUUUUUUUUCUCUCUCUCAGCUUUUAUUUUCUUCUUUUUAACUCGGUAACGACGUACGCGACGAUUUCGUUACGCUUGAAACUAGCGAGUCACAAGCAGAGAUACGAGUUUUCAAUGACCAGUUGACGAUUGUAACAAAUUCGUCACGUUGUACUGAUUACGCUGGAGUGGUGGCAACACUCGAACUAGCGGUGUAGGCAAGGGUUUCUAAUGCUCGGUGGCCAGCGAUCGCCAAGUGCGUAAAAUUUCUCGGUGUUUUUGCCCCUCGUAACCAAAGCUACGUGUAUGUUUUAUGUUUUAUGAAAUUAUACCCUUUAGAUAGCACCAUGCCGAUGACAGUGGUAAAAGAAACAAAUCUGAAAUCCAUGAAAUAGGUGCAUUUUCCGGUGAGUUUUCAAGAGUAUCGAUUUCGCUGGUUUUGUCCUUUGACCUUAAAAUAAGGUCCUUAUCAACAGAUUUAGGAGCCACACCAAAGCUCGCUAAUCAAUAUGUCCAGUGGUCACGGAUUUCCACGGAGAAUAACGGUGGAGGAGCUUCUUGAGAUGGGAGACACACUUAGACAGAAAAUAGAGCGGAACGGGGUUUACUGUGCGCACCAGAUAGCCGGAGAGGCCAGAUAUGGCCGAAUGAGCCUAAAGGAUGAAAAGCUGUGCAUUCACCGCAUGGAGACCAGGCAGAUCCCUGAAGAUGUUUCCGUACUGAAUUACGAAGACGCAAAGACUCUUGUGGACCCGUCAUCCAGACUGACUUUCUUAGACCUGGGAACCAACGACACUACCCUAGGCCAACUCACCAUACGCCUCUCCCCCGACACCAAAGGUGCCCAGCAAUUCGCUCUGCUUUGCUCAGGUGAAAAGGGAAUAUCGUACGCAAACACGAAGUUAUUCCAGGUUCUCCACAGGGGGAAAAAAUGGGAGUACGUUGGAGGAGGAGACUACGAAUGCAACAACGGUGAUGGCGGGAAGGCGUUGCUGCCGGAUCUGGAACUGGGACCUGAGUACGAGAGGCCAUGGGUGGCAGGCACUGUGAGGGGAUUCUGGGGGCUAACGUCUACCGUCAGUGCCCAGUUUUUCAUCUGUACCAGAGAUCAUUUGGUUGGUGUGUGCAGUCCAGCUUUCGGAAUUGCAGAAGAAGGGUUGGAUGUGCUGAGAAACGCUGUUCGGUUGUACCCUGAUAUUACGCAAGUCUACGUUCAAGACUGUGGAAUCAUCCUGAGUACUUAGCUAAUUUUUAUUUUUUAACAUAUAUUUUCAUAGAGUAACAUUUUUCUAGCAUGUCAUAGGUAAACAACAUCCAUGCCAGUAGAAUAAUGAGUACUUUUAAAGUGUUUUCUCAUUCCCAUAUAAUCGCACGCCUUUUGUACCAACUUUGAUAUUUAUUUA